CACAUCCAGCCCCGCUGUCACAUGACUCAGCAGCCGCCGCCGCCGCCGCCGGGCUGAGUCCGGCGAGCGCCGCGCGGGGACGGGAGGGACCUGCCGCUGCCGCAAUGAGCCCGCGGCCCCGCGCCGGCGGCCGCUGCCGCCCUUGAGCCGCACCGCCCGCUGCGCGGCGCCGCGCUGCGCCCCCGCUGCGGAAGCGCCCCGCUCGCCGCGCUGCCCGGAGCCCGGGGGGGCCCCGCCGCCGCCGCCGCCGCCGCUGCCGCCGGCAGGGGUAAUAUGCUCACGCGGGUGAAGUCCGCCGUGGCCAAUUUCAUGGGCGGCAUCAUGGCUGGCGGCUCGGGCGCGGAUCACGGCGGCGGCGCGGACCUGCCGCUGCGCUUCCCCUACGGGCGGCCCGAGUUCCUGGGGCUGUCGGCCGACGAGGUGGAGUGCUCGGCCGACCACAUCGCCCGCCCCAUCCUCAUCCUCAACAAGGAGACGCGGCGCCUGCCCUGGACCACGGGCUACGCGGAGGUAAUAAAUGCAGGGAAGAGCACACACAAUGAAGAUCAAGCCAGCUGUGAAGUGCUCUUUGUCAAAAAGAAAACUGGAGGCACUAACUCUACACCAAACAAGAACUCAUCAACAAAACGGAGGUCAUCGCUGCCAAAUGGAGAAGGUCUCCAGCUGAAAGACAGCUCGGACACAGAUGGGAUCAACUUAUACUACUGGUCCCUGUUUGAUGGACAUGCUGGAUCAGGGGCAGCCGUUGUCGCUUCCAAACUGCUUCAGCACCAUAUCCUGGAGCAGCUGCAGGAGCUCGUGGACAUCCUGAGGAACUCGGCCAUCCUCCCGCCGACCUGCCUGGGAGAGGAGCCCGAGCAUCCGACAGCCAACAGCAGGACGCUGACACGGGCUGCCUCACUGCGUGGUGGGGUGGGGGCACCGGGCUCGCCUAGCACGCCUCCAACACGCUUCUUCACGGAAAAGAAGAUCCCACAUGAGUGCCUCGUAAUUGGGGCAAUAGAAAGUGCAUUCAAGGAAAUGGAUUUACAAAUAGAACGAGAGAGGACUGUGUAUAAUAUUUCUGGUGGCUGCACAGCCCUUGUUGUGGUGUAUUUAUUGGGGAAGCUUUACGUGGCAAAUGCUGGUGAUAGCAGGGCUAUAAUAAUCCGAAAUGGUGAAGUCAUUCCAAUGUCUUCAGAAUUCACUCCAGAGACCGAACGCCAGCGACUUCAGUAUCUGGCUUACAUGCAGCCCCACUUGCUGGGAAAUGAGUUCACGCAUUUAGAGUUUCCACGGAGGGUGCAGCGCAAGGAGGUUGGAAAGAGGAUGCUCUACCGCGACUUCAACAUGACCGGCUGGGCGUACAAAACCAUUGAGGAGGACGACUUGAAGUUUCCUCUUAUAUAUGGAGAAGGCAAGAAGGCUCGGGUUAUGGCAACAAUUGGGGUGACCCGAGGACUGGGAGACCAUGAUUUGAAGGUGCAUGACUCCAAUAUCUACAUCAAACCCUUCCUGUCCUCAUCUCCCGAGGUAAGAGUCUAUGACCUUCUGCAGUAUGAGCAUGGGCCAGAUGAUGUUCUCAUUCUAGCUACUGAUGGACUCUGGGAUGUGCUGUUAAAUGAAGAAGUGGCAGAAGCUGUCACUAACUUUCUACCAAACUGUGACCCUGAUGAUCCCCACAGAUACACGUUAGCGGCGCAGGACCUGGUGAUGCGAGCCAGGGGAGUGCUCAAGGACAGGGGCUGGAGGAUAUCCAACGACAGACUGGGCUCCGGAGACGACAUUUCUGUCUACGUCAUUCCUCUAAUACACGGGAACAAACAGUCAUGAAAGUAGUGUCAAGAGUGAUUGUAGGAAGGGGAUCUCUGUAGGAAGGGCCUGUAAGAGACAAUAUGUUCGUGACAACCUGACCAGGACUUUUCCAAUUGAUAUAAUCUAUUCUAAACUAAUGCUGGAGGGGUAUUUUUCUGCCCGAAAGGUGGGCUCCGCACAUAUACUGUAUAUGACUAAAGAUAUCUCUUAAGAUUACAAUUCCCUUAUAGAAAUGGUUUUGGUGCUUAACAGGAAUGGGAUUUACAUGCUGCUAGUGUAUUAUGGAUUCUGUGGUCUCUCCAGGUGAAGACCUGAAAUAAGAAUUAAUUUUUUUCAGUUUACCAUGUAGUUUGGAAGAGCCAUUUUAGUUGUGAAAGUGGAAAUGGGUAUCAGAUGCCAAGGAAACUCCUGAAAUCCACCCUCAGAUAUUCAGAGCAGUGACUUGGGCCACAUCUCAUUUAAAAAAAACGUACAGAGAUAUAUAUAUGAGAUACCCAAAGUUUUUGUUCUUUCAAAAAGUUGCUUUCAUGACUUAUCUAUGGACAACUUGAAACUUGUGUAAUCCUUUGAAUCCUCAUUUUUCCCUCUUGUCUCUUCUUCAGUAGCACUCUGGGACUCUGCACCUCCUGUAUUUUACAUGUUUUAGUGGGAAAACUGAAAUUGUUUCCAGUGGGACUAUGUCUGUUCUACUGCAGCUAAAACAGCCAUCUGCAAAAUUGUCCAGGAGAAUAGAUCACAGUCUUGUAUUGCAAGAUUUAUCCUGGUAUCAGGAAUUAUUUGUCAAGAUUUCCUUGUUGCCUGUAUAGCAUGAUUAUACAGAGUGAGCAAACCCUGCUCCGUGUGGUGUUUAUCUGGAAGCCAUGGUUUCUUUGGGAUCAGAGAUUUUCAUUCCUUGAAUGGUUCUGUCUGCUUUAUCCUGUUGAAAGGAUCCCUGAACAUACAGUUUUUGCAUCAGUUGGGAUUCAGUAAAUUUUUAUGGGCUCCAGAGUAUAUUUUCAGUUGAGUUUCUACUAGAAGUGAUGGUAUUGUUCUGGUUAUCAGUCUGGAUGCCCAGGUAGUGAUCUAUUAAAAAAAAAAAAAAAAAAAAUCAUUUCUCUUCUUCCUGCCUCACCUAUUAUUCAGUAUAACCUGCCUGCUUGACUUGUGAUCAGAACAGUUUAUAACUUUUAUGUCCCUUUGAUAUUGAGGACUGCAGUUCAGGAUCAGAAGAUCACUGUGAUAGUUAACAAGCCGUUGGCUAACUUCAUCAGCAUUUUCCUAGCAGUGCUUAAUCAAUUUAAAAAAAGAAAAUCCAAGUAAAGCUUUAUCAGAGUAAAAGCAAUAGUCUGAGAGGGAACCAGCUGAGCAAAUUUACAGAUCAUGCUAGCUACCUGUUUUUCAAGCAGGUGGCUCUUCACUUCAUGGGCAGGAGUUAAAGGAGGAAAUCAGGAGGUUUCUGUGUAUAGAAAGGUACAUUGGCUGAGGAGCCAAAUUCGACCUGAAUUGCCCCCAGACCACAUUCUUCUGGAGCUGCUAAUCCUGCUUGUACAUAAAAGCUACUUCAUGGGUAGCCAAAAGACAUGGUGUUGACAUAAUUGUAGAGCACUGACUAGGCAUCUCACAAAUGCAACGUCUACCAAAGGAGAGAGUGCCAGCUGUACGAGAGGAUGCUGUCCUUCGCACACUCUGGGGUGUGCAGACUUUCUCCUGAACAGGAGUGGCCAAGAGCUUGCCAGUUUUAUAAUUUAUAAUGUGCUAUGUAAACAAAGUACAGUGUGUGUGCGGUGUAGUUGACCACAUGUUUUAUUCCAUUGCAUCCUGAGUACAUGUUCAGCAAUUGCAGUGAAUUUAAAAUUCCCUUUCUCUAAAUCUGCAGACUAGGUAGGAUUGCAGCCUGAGGUGAGGCAGUGCAGAGUGCAUAGCGGCUCAAACAUGCAGCAAACUGCAUGAUUUUGGCCUGAAGACUGUUCGAUGUGUUCCACAGUGCCUGCAUGUGAUGAAGCUGAGUGCAGAAUGGCAACAUUUUAUAUUCUAGAGCAUAUUCCUCUGCAUAAAUUAGUGGCAUGUCUGAUUUUGUAUUGUCAUGCUUUAUCUUGUUUCCUUUCCUUUUGCUUUUUUUUCUCCUUUCCUUUUACCUCUUUUUCUGUGUGCAACUGAAUGAAAACAGAUCCGCAGGCUUGAAGUCUAGAAUAUGUUUCUCAUGGCCCCUCAUAUGUUUUAAAGUUCAAGCAAGAGAUCUUUCUCUUGCACUUUUUUUUUUUUUUUUUUGCCUAAUAAACUUAUAAAUAUGCUUUUCAUGGUCUGUGUAACUCCUCUUGUCUCUUUGCAAAUGCAGUUGUGUAGUCCUUAGUGAUUCAGAUCCUCUUUAAUGAAGAAACUAAUGCUGGCAAUUCCUGCUGAGCUGUGUGAACAGAAGGGAAGCUGGUGCAUGCAAUUACCAACUGCAGGCCUGAGUCAAACAUUUCGGUGCCCAUGCGUUAGUCUUCAUUCUUUGGAAACAUGGUGUCAACACACCCACAGUUGUCGUAAAACCGUUGAGUACAAUAUUGUGGAAAUUAAUUUCCAGUAUAACAUUCACCAAAAUAUAAAACUGAAAUUUCAAGGCAAAGGAAGAUGUGCCUUCUCAUUCAGUGGUGUUUUUAAAUGCAACCCUGGAGAGGUGUGUUAGGAGGGUGGAUAACUCAUUGGGAACAAAGUGACUGGUCAGUUCUCAGAGCAAAAUCACAUGGGUACUGGUAUGGCUUUGUGAAUUAGCCUCCAAUACAUCUGUUCUUCAUCUGAAGUAUUGCCAUCAGGCAGCUGCUGCUUUGCAGUUGCUGUGCCUAGGUAAAGUUGUGUUAGCUAUGAGCCCUUUCCUGGAAAGGGCAGAAGUACAGUAUCAAUACUCUGAACCUGAAUGAGAUUGUAAUUCAGCUUGUGUAAACUGCAGCCAGUCCCCCAUAGUAAUAAAUUCUGAGAACAUUCAAGAGUAAUAAAAAGCUUCCCAGUCAGAUGUAGGUGACUGAAGUUAUAUGCUGUGAUGUGUUUUGUUUUGCUUUUUUCAUAGUCUGUUAUAUUUGUACAUGCCUACCUCCCUAGAGUGUCUCUGGCACACCUCUGAUGCACUACUUCAGUACUUGGGCUUUCACUUCUAUCGGCUUUCAUUAGGGGCUGCUUGCCAUGCCUGUACUGCGGUCUGUGCUCUGCUUCAAAGUAUGGUAUAAAUAUAUACAUAUAUCAAAGCACGGUAUAAUAGGAGACAGGAGUUGCUUAUUGGGGAGGUAUUGCGUGUGAAGCGAGGAUAAUUAAAAACAUUUCCAUUUCCCUUUCUAAGUUGAAUUAUUUCAGGAGUCACAGCAUUACAAGUGACUGAUGGCAGAGAGGAAGAGUUGCUGUGAUCCAUGUUGCAACAACCAUUUUUCAGCAAGGCAUGGAUUUUUGCCGUGCUCAAACUUGCAGCUGCUCUACUGCUCCAUGAAGCUUCUAACCUGAGGUAGGAACAGAUAGCUCACCUAAUCAAGCAGGAGCAAGUUAGGCACUAAAUCCAAAUUUUAUAUCCUUGGCGCAUCAUCUUAGUUACUGCCUGAUCUGGCAGCACAGUGCUUUUGCUGGUGAAGGUUCCCUUCAUAUCCAAAAUCGUUAUGCCCUAGCAGCAAGGAACCUCAGUCCUAAAUUGCCUCUGUGUUAAUACUGCUAUUGCACAGUGCUGGAUCCUUGCCAAUACAUUGGCACUGCUUACAAAGGUAGGCAAGUUACCAUUCUUUAGACAGUAGCAAGGAAAGGAACCAGUAUGCCAUAUAGUUCAGAUUAGCUGACAGUGUUACUCAUAUACCAUUGUCUUCUGAUUCCUGCUCCAGUCCAAUUUUUAGCAACCCAAAACCAAGUAGCUUCUACCGUUCCCCCAUGAAUACUCUUGCAGAAGUUAGUACAGUCAUUUCAGGCGUUUUCACUUGCACUACAGGCUAAAGUGUUCUUUGCUUAAUUUGAUGAAGUCGUCAGAAAUUUUUGGGGCACACAACCACCUUUUGUUAUACUGCUGCAGCGAUGCUUCCUUUAUGAACGUGAAAGCCUAUUGUCUGAGAGGACUAAUUUUCAAUAGCUUCAUGCUGGAGAGAGAAUGCUUUUAAUAUAAGAAAUGUUAAAAAGCAACAGCACUAACUAAAAGUAGUCUUAGUCUGCUGGAUUAGCGGUGGAUUUCCAUGUUAAAGUUAAAUCCCUGCUAAAACGUGACCACAGGGGUCUCUGAAGUACGGUAGAAUCUGUGCCUCCAAGAUAUUUUUGAAGAACUGCACUUGAUAUUUGGGCCGAUUUUGGCUUUGAACUUCUACUAGGUUUUUAAGGACACUACGUGCUCCAAAUGGAUCUGCUGUGUUUGUUCUUGCCUCAAUGUUUUGCUUUUAUUUUGCAUUUUCUGUACAAAUAGUUUCAACACUUUUGUAUCAAACAUGAAUUGCAAACUAUGUGGAAUUGUUGUUUUUCCCCAACAUUCUUGAUGUGUAAAUAGUUUUCCUCCAUGUGUCUUAGAUGAAGUUAUAGUAAUGUGGCUACUAUAUAGAGAGUGACCAAACGAUGCUGUAACUGUGCUGCUGUAUUUCUACCUGUGAUGUACUUGAAGGAGGGUGCCCUUGUCCACCUCCAUGUUCACUCUUUUCUUUUCUUUUUCUUUUCUUCUUUUUUUUUUAAGCAGUUGCUGGUGGUGUUCUUCCAUAGGUAUAUUAUUUUGGUUCAAGUUUUUUUUAAUAGCUGCCACAUUUUUUUUCCUUCAUUGGACAAGUAAUCUUAUUUUGAGAUCUGUACAACUGUCUAGGUUUUGUAUGUCCUGAAGAAUGGAGGACCUGCUGGAGGAAGGUGUUUUGGACCAAUGUACUUAAGCUUUGUGACUGUGAAAUGUUAAUCUUUUUGUAACCUAAGAACAAAAAAUGUUUAGUAAAGGGAUAUAUUUUAUGUUUUUUGAAACUUUUCAGUGCAAUGAAAAAAAGAGGAAGAUGCUGAAGAAGUGUAUGCGCAAAGAAGUUUUAAAAUAAAAUUUUAAAUUAUA
Molecule: messenger RNA, 6790 nt
Organism: Dromaius novaehollandiae (emu)
Lineage: Eukaryota; Metazoa; Chordata; Aves; Casuariiformes; Dromaiidae
Gene: PPM1H
Product: protein phosphatase, Mg2+/Mn2+ dependent 1H
Exons: 10
Coding region: 274-1812 (512 amino acids)
Biological process (GO): protein dephosphorylation
Molecular function (GO): protein serine/threonine phosphatase activity
Source: RefSeq, a predicted model, not a curated record